AUGGAUGGGGAGGACGCCAUCGACACGUUCAUGGCCCUCACCAAUGCUCCCAGGCACGUGGCCCAGCAUGUACUUGACGCCCAUGCUGGCGACCUGGAGGCUGGCAUCAGCUUCUACCUGGAGGGAGGCGGCGUGGGCCACGGCGUGACCGGCCCGAGCGGCAGCCUGGAUCCCGUUCUGUAUACCGCCGCACUGUCUGCGCAGGAACAGCCGAGGAGCAGCCCUCUCACAGCGCUGGUGGACCCCGACCUCGACGACGAGGACGAGCCCGGCUUCGCGGGGCCGGUCUCGGGAUGGGACGGGGCAGGCGAGGCCUUGGGCGACGACGGGGAGUGGCCUGCCCGGCCGCCGGCGGGGCCAGCCACACUGGCGGCGGCCGCCGGCCUGCCGGACGUCGACCUGGAGGAGCAGCGGAUGCUGCUCGCCGCCUACGCGGGCGAGGCCUACGAGCCGCCUCCGGCCCCCGGGCCAUCCGCGGCCGGACCCCUGUCGCCGCGCGCGCAGGAGCGGGCGGUGUUGCGCUCCGAGCAGGACGCCGCCUUCCACGCCUCGCUGCAGGCCGACCGGGCCAAGGCGGAGGCCGCGCGGGGCGCCGCGGAGCGCGCGGCGCGCGAGGCGCGCGAGGCGGCGGAGGCCGCCGAGGACAGGGCGGCCCUCGAACGCGAGGCGCGCGAAGCGCGGGAGCGCGAUCUGGACGAGCGGGCUGCGCGCCUGCCGGCCGAGCCGGCGGCGGAGCGGCCGGAUGCCGUGCGCUUGCUGGUCAGGCUGCCAGGCGGGGCGCGCCUGACGCGGCGGUUCGGGGCGGAGGACGCCGUGCCGGCCGUGUUUGCGUGGGUGGACGUCAGCUGCCGUGACGACCCGGCGGCUCCCACCCCGGGGUCCUAUCGCUUGGUUGCACAGGCCUUCAGGCUCGGCGCCCCCGCCCGCGGCAACCCCCUGGGCGAGGCGUGGGUCCUGAAGCCGCUGCGAAAGAAGGGGACCACCGCGGGCCUGGCCCCUUGCGCCGGUGGCUAG
Molecule: messenger RNA, 1014 nt
Organism: Auxenochlorella protothecoides
Lineage: Eukaryota; Viridiplantae; Chlorophyta; Trebouxiophyceae; Chlorellales; Chlorellaceae
Product: FAS-associated factor 2-B
Exons: 4
Coding region: 1-1014 (337 amino acids)
Molecular function (GO): ubiquitin binding
Source: RefSeq, a predicted model, not a curated record